AUGGUUUACGAGUCCCAAGAAAUCGAUAUCAAAAUUUACAAUGCUGUGAUUCGUGAUAAAUGGGAUUUCGUAAGUAAAAUCUUUCAAGAGAAACCAGAACUACAAAUCAAGCCAAUCAGUUGGCGGUUGGAGACGCCGCUAAUGAUAGCCGUCGGAACGAAUCAAUCCCAUGAUUUUGUCCGAAAUUUGCUUCAAAGUCUUAAUAAUGAUCAUGACUUGAUCAAUUGUGCGAUGGAAGCAAAGAACGAUGAAGGAGACACGGCCCUCCAUUACGCUACUAAGGUUGGGAAUAUGAUUGAUGCAAUAUUAUUGCUCACAUAUUCUUCCAAACCUGAAGAGAUGGCCUUGCAGAAGAAUAGGGAUGGAACUACGGCGUUGCUCUAUGCUGCCAGGUGCGGAAGGAAGAAGGAAAUGCUUGUAUACUUGUAUUCGUUGACGAGUGUUUUUUUAAACCCUCUCAAUUCAAGAAAUCCGACUCGAACAUUGUUUCUCGGCCCUUUACUUACUAACGCCAUUGAUGCUGGAUUCCUCGACGUAGCAUUAAACCUAGUCGAAGCGUACUCAAAGGGUGUCCUAGGCGGCACACUAUAUGACUCACAAAAAUCUUUGUCGGUACUAGCUGGCAAACCAGAACUUUUUUAUAGCGGAAAAAAGCUUGGAUUUUGGCGUCGUCUCAUUUAUAACUCGUUGCAUGUGGACGAGAAGCGUAGUAAACUCAUGACACCUGUUGAUGAGAAGACGACGAGUAAACGAUAUGCUCAUGAUAUGGAAACAGCCUACACCGCAAAGGAAUUUUCCAACUAUAACUACAAACGUACAUCUGCUACAACAGGGAUUAAGAGGAUGUUCCAAUACCUAGCUUCACCAAUCAAAGGCAUCUAUGAUUUGAAGCUAACACACAAACAAAGCCAUCAUCUUUUAAACUGCAUAUGCAAAAUGGUGAUAGAAAAGGGUGACCAAGACAUUGUUUCAGCGCUCUUUGUGUCCACAGUUAAUAAGGCCGUAGAAUAUGCAAAUUAUGAGGUACUUAAGGAGUGUAUAUUAACAUACCCAAGCAUUAUGUGGUCUGUUUCUUGGUCCGAUUUCGAACACCGUCAUAUAUUCUACGAAGCCAUCAAGCAACGCCAAGAACAAGUAUACGAUCUUGUCAAGGAAAUGAAUAGCUACAAGGGAGUCGUAUUAAAUCACACUGAUGAAAACACAAACGAGAACGUAUUACAUAUUGCUGCAAAGUUGGCCCCGCCUCAUCGACUCAAUAUUGUAACCGGUGCAGCUCUGCAAAUGCAGCAAGAGCUUCAAUGGUUCCAGGAAAUUGAAGAUUUUGUAGAACCUUCACUGAGAGGAGGCGAAAACAAUGACAAGAAAACUCCUAGAAUGCUUUUCACUGAUGAGCAUAAAGAAUUGCUUAAAGAAGGGAAAGAAUGGAUGAAAGACACUGCAUCUGCAAGUAGCGUUGUAGCAACACUCAUAGUGACAAUGGCUUUUGCAGCUGUCUUCACGCUCCCAGGAAUACUUACUUCACGCUAUGGAGAAGCAGACUUCCUUCAUGUGUUGCCAAGGAGAUUGAUGGGUGGACUUUUCACCUUGUUCGUGUCAUUAGCAGCUACCAUGAUCACAUUCAGUGCAACUCUUGCACUUGUGCUUCAAGAUAAAUGCAACUGGAUUGCAGUUCCUCUUGUUAUAAUAACAAGUAUUCCAGUGGGUCUGUUUGCCAUAAUACAAUUUCCUCUGCUCAUUGAGCUAUUCUACGUCACAUAUGGACCAACUAUCUUUCGCAAGCGUUACAAGAAAGUGUUUCUUUAGGUGCAAAACAUUUAAUGUGUGUGUGCGUGUGUGUUUGUAGUUGGCAAUUCAAGAUGUUAGAAUGUAUUAAUUCUAGCCCAAUUAACCUAAAACUUUUCUUAUUUGAAUAAGGUCAGUUUGUGAUCUAAUUUGCCUAAAAAUAAUGAUUG
Molecule: messenger RNA, 1952 nt
Organism: Cynara cardunculus var. scolymus (artichoke)
Lineage: Eukaryota; Viridiplantae; Streptophyta; Magnoliopsida; Asterales; Asteraceae
Exons: 7
Coding region: 1-1803 (600 amino acids)
Molecular function (GO): protein binding
Source: RefSeq, a predicted model, not a curated record